AUGUCCGUCGUUGUUUCCUCAGACUCCGCAAGCGAGUAUCGAGGCAGCGAUCAAUCCUACUCGCCUGCGCCCGACACGCCUGGCCCCCGCACUCGUGCGACGACUCAGUCGUCCAAUCGAGAAUCUCACACUGGAGCAAACAGGCCGACGGUCCACCGUUCCCAUGGGACGAGCGACCAAACUCCCUCGCCUGCACCGGACCCCCCUGGCCCCCGCACUCGGUUGACAACCCAGUCAACCAACCGCGAACCUCAGAGCGGUCCCGUCAGGCCGACGGUCCGCCGAACUCAUGGGGCUGGUGGCCGACUACCAGCUGGCCCGCAAAGGGGCGCUUCUACCAGAGCAGCUGCCGGGCCGGGCCGUGGGGCCUCGAGACCAAGACCGGCCAAUCUCCCUGGGGUGCCAAGCAGAGCACGGGCCACUGCCUUGAGCACUCGACAAGCAACAGCAGUCCAACCUACUGGCAAUGAGGCAGACCCCCAGGGAGCAUGGCCCCCAGCUAGGGUGCAUCUGACUGUUGAUGACGAGCCCAUCAACGACCAGUUCGUCUCAGAGGUCGAUGCCAUAUUUCAGUUGGGUGGGUCGUAUGCUGACCUUGGUGAACAACUGGCCUAUGUGCCAUUGCCAAGGCAAUAUGUCGUUGGGAUUUAUGGCCUCUUAUCGGUCAGGCAAGCAAUUGAAAGGCUCCGUCAAGAUAUUCUCAAUGCGCCUCAUGGUCCAGGGGCAGCGUCAGCAGAAGUUUCCAUGGCGUCCCAGGCUCAAAACUUCCACUACGUGGCAGUAUUUAGUGAUUAUGUCACCCGACAAGCCCGAGAGCUCUUGAUGAGCCGAAAUUUGGGCGUCUACAGUUCUGAGGCGCCUCGGGGGGCUCCCAGGAAGGCAAGAGGCCUCCUCACUUUAGUACUGGAGAAGAUUAAUGAACAGAGUGACGAGUUCAAGAUGCGUUACCUGCCACGUGGUUAUUCUGUUCCGGAUCCCGCUGCACAAGGUAGUGUUACUACUUAUGUACGAGGUAAACUCAGGAACAGCCGAGGCAAAAUGAGAGACUUGCUACUCACAAACAUUGAUAUGAAAUCUGAGCUCCCGGUUCCAACAAUAUCAUCCCUCUUGACUUUGAUGAGGUCUAGUUUGAUCCCACCACUCCCCAACAACGCACCAGCAACAGACACCACCGAAAAAGGGCGGAGGGAGUAUGGUCUUCUGAAGGCGCGUGUGGCUUAUCUGCGACUCCAAACGAUAAUAAACUACAUACGCCAAGGGGGGGAAUCCAAUCGACAAUGGAAAAACAUUGAUGAACACUUGCGUGACUUGGCCUAUAAGAGUCGCGAAUACCGAUCUGUUUUUUACCAGUUGGUGACCAGGUACGAUCGCAAAAUUUUUGGUGGCGAGGAGGUCUUUUCCAACAUAGAUCGGGAUUCCAUUUCUCUUCCAACACACGAGGAAAUAGAGGCUCUUGUUGCCAGCAAUUCUGCUGUGAACGUCGAAGCCGAGGGAGAUCCUGGCGAGGAUGUCUGA
This is a messenger RNA of Puccinia graminis f. sp. tritici CRL 75-36-700-3, 1515 nucleotides long. RefSeq lists its product as uncharacterized. NCBI's taxonomy places the organism in Eukaryota, Fungi, Basidiomycota, Pucciniomycetes, Pucciniales, Pucciniaceae. The transcript is spliced from 8 exons. The coding region runs from base 1 to 1515 and encodes 504 amino acids. The record is from RefSeq and is a predicted model, not a curated record.